AGUAAGGCUACAGUCCAGGAGUGGUUCGAUGUUUGCUCAUAGAGAAGUUGCUGAAAUGACAGCGUUACUGCACCCUUGCAACAAAUUCUCUGGGUUUCUACAUGCAUUUCUCGGAGGGAAUACAAGAGGGUAACCAUGCCUUUCAGCAGGAGUGAGGUCAAUCGCAUCUCUGCAAGAUGUCCGGCAGCGGCUGUACUGUUCUCGGCACGAUGCCUCUGCUGCCUCUCCUCCUGAACGCUGUGCUGGGCUUCAAGCUGUGUCCCAGCCCCUGCCUGUGCUAUGAAUCUUCAGACUUGGUGGACUGCAGGUCCCGUGGGCUGACCCGGGUCCCGUCCAGCAUCUCCCACGGCACCUGGCUGCUGGACCUAAGUGGGAACAAAGUGACAGAGGUGCACGCCAGGUCGUUCAUAGGACUGUGGUCACUCAAGGUCCUCCUCCUGUCCAACAACAGCAUCCAUAUUCUGCACCCACAGUCUCUGUCAUCACUGCAGUUUUUGGAGAGGUUGGACUUGAGUUUUAACCGGCUGCGCUGGCUCCCUCGGGACUUCUCUCAGGGUCUGUACUCCCUCCAGGAGCUCCGGUUGAGCCACAACCUGCUGCAGCACUUAGACUCCACAUCACUGGAAGACUGUGACAACUUGAAGAAACUGGACCUCAGUUACAACCACAUCCGAGGGCUGGAUAUCAGGGCUCUGAACAGCCUGUCUCGACUGAGCCUCCUCAACCUGGACGGAAACAGGUUGAAUGUGCUUAAAGAUGGCCAGCUGAACAGGCAGCAAGCCCUGGAGGUGCUGCUGCUCAACUACAACAACAUCUCAAAGAUUGAGCCUGAAGCUCUGGCUCCCUUGCGAAGGCUGACUCUGCUGGGUGUCAAGGGAAACCAGCUAGAGCACAUCAGGUUCAAGACCUUCCUGAAACUCCAGACAACCAGCACUUACCUUCAGAUGUCCCUCAACCCCUGGAUCUGUGACUGUGAACUGCAGCGCAUCUUCGGCAAGAUCAACCAUGUGCGGCAUCUGCACGUGGAGGACUACAAGGACAUCAUCUGUCACGCUCCCCCUCAGCUGGCCGGAAGCCUCCUGGCUUCAAUGGACAGCAAACUGUGCAUAGCUGAGACCGCCUCGGUGCUGGUCAUCACCAUCACUGUGAUGCUCGCUGUCAUCGGUGCGCUGGUGAAAGCGGAGCGCAACCGUAAGAACAAGCAAGCCUCAAAUGAAGCAGAAGCUCAGGGACAAGAAAAGUGAUGCAUCCUUUUCAUUCGCAGGCGUUCUGGGGCUGAUGUGUGGCCUGGAUCUGGAAGCUGAUGCAGCCUUUAGACAAGUGCAAAAUAUAAUUUUCUAAUCUGUUUUCAAUGCCCUUUAAAGCUUUUUUAUACUCGCAAAGAAGGCGCUGUAGGAAAGGGGAGAGAUAUCAAAGAAGUGUACCCAUAUGUUCUGCGUAACAGAUUUAUGCUUAUCAUCUUGAAUACUUCCUAAACUACACCUACAUGUGAAAGAAGAGGAAGCUGACUUUAUCUACAAAUUACAGCAAACCAGAGAGCGCAGCAGGGCAGUUUAACACAGAAGAGACUGAUCACUGUAAUGUGGGUGUAGGGCUCCUUCAGCAUCAGGCCCAACACUGCUCUGAUGACGACAUCCACAUCUCAACCCUGAGGCAUUUGGAGAACUGGUCGGUCUCCGGUACCGGAUCUUUCCUAUAGUUGCUGACCUUCUUAAAGUGAGAGAAUAAGCUAAACCUGUAGUAUGUUCCAUAUGGGCUGUGACACUACGGUCACACCAUACUGGCUGUCUUGUUGCUGGGUUUUUCAUGUAAAUACCAUCAGCAGCACCUGCAGAAACGUCACUACAGCAACAGUGGCCAAAACUAUUGCAAAGGUUCACAUCACACAGAAAC
This is a messenger RNA of Archocentrus centrarchus (flier cichlid), 1893 nucleotides long. Its product is annotated as leucine-rich repeat-containing G-protein coupled receptor 5A. NCBI's taxonomy places the organism in Eukaryota, Metazoa, Chordata, Actinopteri, Cichliformes, Cichlidae. Gene Ontology annotation, molecular function: protein binding. The transcript has 3 exons. Bases 177 to 1244 code for a protein of 355 amino acids. Gene Ontology annotation, cellular component: extracellular matrix. The record is from RefSeq and is a predicted model, not a curated record.